GCUCUGGUCAAUUGUCUCCUCGGUGAGGACAAAGGUCCCACCCUUUGUUUUGGUUCGAUGAGCACCCAGCUGCUCAUGCGUGAUGAAAAAUCAAGCCACUACCCAGGAAUUCAUUCAUCCCAUUAUUCUGAAGUUAGAUGUUGAGGGAGACAAACAUACACAGGAGGCACACAGACAAUCCACCUGUGUACUAAAUACUCAGAGGGCUGCAAUUUUUGUGGAGUGUUUUGUUUAAUUAUUUUGAGGACUUUGUAGGUUUAUUAACUAGAUUAGAUUACUUUUUUAGCAAUAUCUGACAAUAUGGGUACCAGUUUUUGGAAAUGGCGGUAAACUUGGGAGUUAUAUUUUACUAAACAUUAGUCUUGUAGUCAAAAACCAGGGUAAAAACAGCCACAAACUAAGCAGCAGAUAUUUAAUAACCUGAGGCAGGACGGGAUCUGUAGCUUGGGAACCAGGAAAGAGACGCAUAAUGGACAAGUUCUUUAAACCCGUCCACAGACCUUCUUUUGAUCAGAGUAAGAAACAGAGGAACCACCAUCAUCAUCAUCAAGACACUCGUUCACAGAGGUAUACGAAGCUCGAUGACAGUGAUGGGCAUACAGACGACAGCCGGGGGCACCAUCGCCGCCACCAGUACAGUGAAUAUCUCUAUGACGGCCCCCAUCCCGAUGCCCAGUAUCCGUACCACCAAGACAUUGAGAAACUUUAUGACCACCAAACUUCUGUUACCCUCUCCAGGGCCUCUUCCUCUUCACUCUCCUCCACUUCUUCCUCCUCUUCCACUUCUUGGUACACAGAGACAAGUGCCAACGAACCCUUCUCCCUUCAGCAAGCUGAGAGGCCGCAGCAUUCCCUGUCCUGCUCCAAUAUCUCGGAUGUGCGCAGAGCUUUCAGAGAUGAUGACAGCAGCGAGCCCAUUGUCUUUGCCACUGUCAAGCACAGCAAAAAGGGCAACAUUGUCAGCAAGUUGAAUGAUGGCUCACUCCAAAGCAGAAGUAAUGAUCUCUACGACCUGAACAGAGGUCACAGUCGAAGUGAAGAAGGGCUUCUGCAGUGCAAUGAAAUAGAUGGCGGUAGAGGACGGUCCAAAGUGUCUACAAUCGACCAUGGGCCCUUGUUUAAGACAACUAGUCUGAACCGAAGCUUGGCUUUCAGUGAGGAGGACAUUGUUUUAGGGGUGCCCAGGGGUCCCAAGAGGGCAGUCUCUUCGAGUCAGUUACCCAGCAAAGGGAUACUCAAAAACAAGGAGAAUAACAAUGACAUUCGCAAGGCUAAGUCAAUGGAGAUACUUUCUCCAAGAGUCACCACGGGAGAAGGUCAAAGUGGGCAGAAAGGGAAAGGUAUCACUCAGGUUGAGAUAGAGCAAGCCCGGAUGAGAUAA
Molecule: messenger RNA, 1381 nt
Organism: Poecilia latipinna (sailfin molly)
Lineage: Eukaryota; Metazoa; Chordata; Actinopteri; Cyprinodontiformes; Poeciliidae
Exons: 3
Coding region: 470-1381 (303 amino acids)
Source: RefSeq, a predicted model, not a curated record